AUGGAGGCCGACAAAAAGUACGAGGAUGCGGAGUACGCGAUCGCGAUUGAGUUGUAUACAAAGGCGAUCAAGCUGCAGCCGCUAGACAAGGCCACGACGCUCAGUAACCUCUAUGGCAACCGAAGCGCGGCCUACUUUAUGGGUCAACGCUAUGUGGAGUGCAUCUCUGACUGCCUGGAGGUGGCCCGCCUCGAACCGAAGAACUCGAAGAAGAUUAUUUCCCGUGCGGCCUCCUCCGCCGCGGUGAUGGGGGACCUCUCGCAGGCCAUCGAGCUCCUUGAGAAGAUACCGCCUGAAGACCUCACAGAGGGGAUCUCGAUCGAGCUCAGCAAGUAUCGGAGCGGGCUCGACAUUUACAAACGCGCCGAGCGAGAUUUCGGCACCCCCGACGGCGACGAGUUAUACCGCAUGUUGGUCGCGCAGUUCAGCGGUACCGUCCCCUUCCGCGUGCGCUACGCGGAGUCGUUGAUGAAGCAGAAGCACUAUGCGAAGGCAGUGGAGGCGCUUGAGGUGGUCACCUCCUCCGCGAGGACAGCGCAGCUGUGCAAGAUCAUGGCAAUCUGCUUCUACCAAUCUGGGUUCGAAUUCUUCGAGCGCGCGCGGUCGUGCUUGGGAAAUCCCUCCAAACACGACCCGGACUGCGCAGAAUUGCUCAAACUCAUCGAGCUCGUUGAGGAAGCUAAGCAAAAAGGCAACCAUGCUUUUUCGACCAAAGAGUUUUCCACGGCUGUGGCACAGUACACCGCUGCUAUUCAGCUUGCCAUGGAUAAUGAUCAAAUUCUUCGAAUUCUAUACUGCAAUCGCGCGGCUGCGCAGAAAGAGCUAGGCAAUUAUCGCGAUGGCAUUACUGACUGCUCUAAUGCCAUCUUGCUAGACAAGGAUUUUUGCAAAGCGUAUGUACGUCGUGCACGGUGUUACCAACACCUAGGGGAGCAUUUCGCCGCAGUGCAGGAUUUCAAAAAGGCGUUGGAGUAUGACCCUUCCAACCGUGAGUUAGCCAAGGAGCUGAAAGGCGCGGAGUACAAUCUCAGCAAGGAGUCUGAGCUGGAGAAAGACCUUUAUUUCCAGUUAGGCUUACCGCGUACAGCCACAGACCGGGAAAUCAAAGCCAAGUAUCGCGAGCUGUCGUUGCGAUGGCACCCAGACAAGUGCAUCGGCUUAAGCACAAUCGAAAAGGAACGAUCAGAGCACAAAUUCAAACUCAUUAGUGAGGCCUACGCCACACUGAUCAACCCGUCUAGGCGACGGGACUACGAUCUAAAAAUGGACCGUGAGCGUCUUUCCCGCCCCGGCAUGUAUGGCAGCUUUUCAGCCACGUACAGUAAUUCAGGAGAAUACUACCGAAGUCAAACUCGCCACCGUUCGGGCCCGGGAGGCUUCUGGUAA
Phytomonas sp. EM1 is the source of this 1386-nucleotide messenger RNA. The record is from the annotation of a GenBank genome assembly. Lineage: Eukaryota; Euglenozoa; Kinetoplastea; Trypanosomatida; Trypanosomatidae.